Molecule: messenger RNA, 8804 nt
Organism: Miniopterus natalensis
Lineage: Eukaryota; Metazoa; Chordata; Mammalia; Chiroptera; Miniopteridae
Gene: PGAP1
Product: post-GPI attachment to proteins inositol deacylase 1
Biological process (GO): endoplasmic reticulum to Golgi vesicle-mediated transport; GPI anchor metabolic process
Cellular component (GO): endoplasmic reticulum
Molecular function (GO): phosphatidylinositol deacylase activity
Source: RefSeq, a predicted model, not a curated record
AUGUUUCUUCACUCCGUCAACCUCAGCAACCUGGCGUUUUAUGCCUUCAUGAUCUUCAUGGCCACCCUAGGGCUGUGGGACGUCUUCUUCGGCUUCGAGGAGAACAAGUGCAGUAUGAGCUACAUGUUUGAGUACCCGGAGUAUCAGAAAAUAGAACUUCCAAAGAAGCUGGCAAAACGCUAUCCUGCGUAUGAAUUGUAUCUUUAUGGAGAAGGAUCCUAUGCUGAAGAAGACAAAAUUCUCCCUUUAACUGGUAUUCCAGUUCUCUUUCUUCCUGGUAAUGCUGGAAGUUAUAAACAAGUUCGUUCUAUUGGCUCUAUUGCACUGAGAAAAGCAGAAGACAUUGACUUCAAGUACCACUUUGACUUCUUUAGUGUGAAUUUCAAUGAAGAACUGGUGGCACUAUAUGGUGGAAGUCUUCAGAAGCAGACCAAGUUUGUACAUGAAUGCAUUAAAACAAUCCUCAAACUCUAUAAGGGUCAAGAAUUUGCUCCAAAAAGUGUGGCAAUAAUUGGUCAUUCUAUGGGUGGCCUUGUUGCAAGGGCAUUGCUUACACUGAAAAAUUUUAAACAAGACCUGAUAAAUCUUCUUAUUACACAAGCCACCCCUCAUGUUGCUCCUGUGAUGCCUUUAGAUCGUUUUAUUACAGAUUUUUAUAUGACCGUGAACAACUAUUGGAUUUUGAAUGCUAGACACAUAAAUUUAACCAUGCUUUCUGUAGCUGGAGGAUUCCGGGAUUACCAAGUUCGUUCAGGACUGACUUUUCUGCCAAAACUAAGCCAUCAUACCAGUGCCUUAUCUGUUGUGAGUUCAGCAGUGCCUAAGACCUGGGUCUCAACAGACCACCUCUCCAUUGUGUGGUGUAAACAAUUGCAAUUGACUACAAUUCGAGCAUUCUUUGAUCUUAUUGAUGCUGACACUAAACAAAUAACUCAAAAUCCCAAGAAGAAAUUGUCGGUUUUGAAUCACCACUUUAUAAGACACCCAGCAAAACACUUUGAGGAAAAGCCAGCAAUAAUUUCUGACUUAACAGUGACAUCUCUGUGGGUUCCAGUGAAAGUGUCAAAGUGGACCUAUAUGGCUUACAAUGAAUCUGAUAAAAUAUAUUUUACAUUUCCUCUUGCAAAUCAUAGAAAAAUCCACACUCAUGCCUAUUGUCAGAGCACCAUGCUGGAUACAAAUAGUUGGAUUUUUGGCUGCAUAAACAGCACUUCUAUGUGCCAGCAAGGGGUUGAUUUAUCAUGGAAAGCUGAACUGCUGCCAACAAUUAAGUCUCUGACAUUAAGACUUCAAGACUACCCAUCUUUGUCUCAUCUUGUUGUUUAUGUACCAUCUGUUCAUGGAAGUAAGUUUGUUGUAGAUUGUGAAUUCUUUAAAAGAGAGGCAAGAUCCAUACAGCUUCCUGUAACUCAUCUUUUUUCAUUUGGAUUAUCUUCAAGGAAAGUGAAAUUAAAUACAAGCGGCCUAUUCUAUAAUAUAGAGCUUCUGAACUUUGGACAGAUAUACCAAGCUUUUAAAGUCAACAUAGUAAGCAGGUGCUCAGGAGUCAAAGAAGAAAUAACUAGUAUCUAUAAACUUCAUAUUCCCUGGUCUUAUGAAGAUUCACUAACCAUUGCACAGGUUCCAUCUUCAACAGAAAUGUCUCUGAAACUCCAUGUUGCUCAACCAGAAAAUGACAGCCAUGUAGCAUUAUUAAAAAUGUACACAUCAUCAGACUGUCAGUAUGAGGUGACAAUUAAGACUUCCUUUCCACAAAUACUUGGACAGGUAGUUAGAUUUCAUGGUGGAGCUCUUCCUGCUUAUGUUGUAUCUAGCAUCCUUCUUGCUUAUGGAGGACAGUUAUAUUCUCUUUUCUCAGCAGGUCAUUGCUUAGAAUAUGCCACUAUGUUGGAUAAAGAAGCCAAACCAUACAAAGUUGAUCCUUUUGUAAUUAUGACUAAGUUUCUGUUGGGGUAUAAGUGGUUUAAAGAAAUAUGGGAUGUUUUAUUAUUACCAGAAUUAGAUGUCAUCGUCUUGACUAGUCAGAGUAUGUGUUUCCCCCUUGUAUCCUUGAUUCUCUUUCUGUUUGGAACAUGUACUGCCUACUGGGGUGGCCUACUCUCUUCUGCAUUUGUGAGACUCCUCUCUUCAUUGUGGCUAGUUUUGAAAAGGCCCUCUGAACUUCCUAAAGAUAUCAAGACAGUACCAUCAGACUUGCCUUUUUUGACCAUUGUUUUGAUUGUAAUUAGUUGGACAACUUGUGGAGCAUUUGCCAUACUUCUUACUUAUCUUUACUAUGUGUUUAAGAUUGUUCAUCUGCAAGCCAGUCUAACAAAUUUUAAAAAUAGCCAAACUGUGAAUCCGAAACACUCUCGAAGAGGUGAAAAGAAAUCCAAUCAGCAUAAAGACUCUGCAGCACACCCGCUUCGUUUAUCUGCCAGUGAUGCUGAAGAUAGUCUCCGCAUGCACAGCACUGUGAUCAACCUGCUAGCCUGGAUUGUACUGCUCAGCAUGCCAUCUUUAAUUUACUGGUUAAAGAAUCUUAGGUAUUACUUUAAACUUAAUCCUGAUCCAUGUAAACCUCUGGCAUUUAUCCUUAUUCCAACUAUGGCAAUUCUUGGAAAUACUUACAAUGUUUCAAUAAAAUCAAGUAAAUUGUUGAAGACUACUUCACAAUUUCCACUUCCUCUGGCUGUUGGUGUGAUUGCUUUUGGGUCCACACACUUAUACAGGGUUCCAUGCUUUGUCUUCAUUCCUCUUUUACUCCACGCAUUAUGCAACUUUAUGUAAGGUUGGAUUUAAGGAAUGAUAAUGUUGAUUUUUGCCAUUAGGGUCAGUCAUAAGAGGGACUGCACAGAUUGUCAAUGUGGACAAGAUCCUUUGGAGAAGACACGUCUAUUUUUACAAUAUUGAAAAUAGGAAAUUAGUUUUGUAAUGCUUGAAGAGAGUAGUUGAAGCAUGAUUUUGUUUUGUGGUGUGGCAUCUGUGUACUAGUCUUUUUUUUAAAAUUAGUUAAAAGAUGUGGAUGCGGUCUUUGAGAACUCUGCGUAUCAGCUAGUCUGUUUGAUUGGCCAUCCUAGGGAUCUUCUAAACAGUAAAUGUAAAGCAUUUUUUGUAAUCUCACCUGAAGCAUUUUGCUCAUUUUAUCAAACUUUCUUCUGAAAAGUGGGUUACUUUGUAUUUGCAACAGUACAUAUAUUAUGAAAUAAGUUUUAAAAGAUUGAUGAAAUUCACAACUGUUUUGUUUCUUAAAAAGGAAGUGGCCACAAAGAGUCUUUUGUCAAUUUUAGGCAGCCAUGAUAAACAGAGUAGGUCUUUGGUUUUCUUACAUCUGUAAUAAUAUACCUUUUUAUUCUAAGGAAACAUGAUGUCUUAGUAACCAAUGAAACACUAUGGAUGGAAACAUAAAUCAAACUCAAAGCUUAAUGAAAUUUUCUUGUUACUUUUCAAAUACAAAUCUUAGUUUUAUUCUUGGUGAAUAUGAGGAAACUAUUAAAGAGAUCUAUUGUUAAUUUUAAAGAAAAUCCUUAUAGGUAUUUACUUACUGGAAUUGGAGCAGGUCAGUUAUUCAAUCAAUACCAUUUUACUUACCAGUUUAACCAUUGACCAUGGUUGCCAAAAGUGCCUCAGGUCAAGAUGGAUUAUUAAAGUAACUAAAUUCCAGUGGUCAGAAAAACACUCUAGGUUUGCACAGUUUUUUACUAUUGGGGGGAAAUUAGCAUCAUCAAGUUCAGUACCACAUUUGAUACAUAAAAUUAUAAUAUUAAUUAAUAAUAAACAAACUGUUCCCAUUAAUAGUGUAAGUAUAAACAGUAUACCUGAAUAAAUUAGAGGCUUUAGCCACUAGAUUUAACAGUGGAAUCUUAAUUUGCCAAGGUGAUUACUGUUUGACAGAUAAGAGAAUAAUAUUUCUCUUUCAUUUCAGAUUUCGGCUCACUUUUAGCUAGAAGAGUAGGAAGUAGGUAAUGGAGCUAGGUAUCUUUGCCUUAAGAAAGAAUAAACUCAGACUGAGGUAUACCUGGCUGAUAGGGCCCUUCCUUUAGAUGUAUAUGCUGUGAAUACCUAAAACCUCUCAAGUCCUUAAGUCUCAGUAAUUCCCGUGUUACACCUGUGAACUUGUUUCUUCCUAGUGCCCAGGAAUGUCCUAGAGUACCAGGUUUAUUUUACCUGCCAUCGCGUCUGGAUUCCCUUACAAACUCUCAGCUGUUACUGCCUAUGGAGGGCUAUCCCCACAUUACUGCCUAUACAGGGUUACUCUGCUUCUUUUCUCAGUUGUUCCUCAGGUCCUUGCUCUUCUGAUGUCAGUUAAAGAGGGUCUUGCUGUCAUUUCUGAGGCUUGUAAGUUUGUUUGAUUUCAUUGUUGUCUUUCCCGACUUCAUGCCUGUUGUUAAGAAAUCAUAUUUUCACUUACUGAUUCCAUUAAAGGGAAGUGAUAACCUCAUAGCAGACAUGGCAGGCAUACCAGGCUCUUAUUUAAGAGAAGUAGCAAAAGGGAUAAAAUACAAACAGCGUGUGUGUGCAGUACCUCAAAGGAAAGAGGAUUUAAUAGGUUACACACUUGUCCCAUGGCCUACCACGUGUGUAUUUCAAUAAGGACACGUCUGCCCGUGUUUAGCUUUAUGUAUUCUCAUAAACAGCUUUUAUACACAUGGUAUCUUUUAUUUUUUCAUGGAUUAAUUGUACUUCAAAUUACAGAUUGAAUGUGUUAUUUAACUAUUUCUUAACUUGAACUUAGGUUAAUAUACAGGAAGAACUUUAGAAAAUUCAUGAAUUUGAAUCCUCUGUUGACAGCCAUAAUCAUUGUGUUUAUGGGAUCUGAAGUCUCCUUGUUCGGUCAGUACUGCUCAUGAAGAAAAUGUAACAAGCUUAAAUUUCUCAUUUGUGAGUAGUACGUUAGCUUUUCCAAGCAGCAGACUACACACACUGAUUCUCACUAAAAUAUUUUCAUGUAAGUGUAGUUAUCAAGUCCUAAAGUCUUAUUUAUUCCAACAAAAUAUUUCAUUUUAGAACUCCAGAAAGGAUUCUAGUUAAACAUUUUAGAAACAACAGUUGGUUGGGCCUUUGACCAUUAUAUACAUAAAUAUACACACAUUUUUUUUUUUUACAUUUUGCUACAGGGUCUUCACCAAGCCUUGAUGCACUUUAAACCCAAAUAACUACCAGCAAUGAGAAGGUAGGCCCUGAAGAUUAGCAAAAUUGAUGUUUCUGUCACUUGAGUAAAGGAAAGUGCUGUUUUGUUUAGAUUACACAGUAUUUCUGUCAUGCUUAACCUAUAUUAUUGGCUGGUCAAACAGCACAGCUUUAUUAGUGAUGCUACUAAAAAUUAAAUUGUUUAUUGGUAGUUAGGGCUUAUCUAGAUCAACAAACUUCUGAGCUCUAAUGUUACAUUUUUUUUUAGAACUUGUUGCGUUUUGAGUAAGUUUUUGCUUAUAAGAAUUACUCCUGGGCCCUAUUGUUGAUAACUGGAUCAAAUAUAGACUGGGCAGGAAACACACUGAGUACUUGGUGUUUCUAAAGCCUCCUCUGGAGGUACUGCUCUACCAUUUAGAACUGACAACACAAUAGAAAUCAUUAAAGCUCUUUCUGGAUCUCUUUUGUGCCAGAAAUUAAACAGGUUCUGCUAACUCUUUUCUUGUUUGUUACCAGAAUGAAAAUUUUUAAAUAGUGGUCCUAAAAAUGCCAUUUGUGCCUGGUUAACAUUGACUUUUUUAGUCUUUUCAAUAUACAUCAAUCAUGUAUCAAUCAAUCUUUUGUUUCAUAUUUGGUCAGAUAAAUUUAGAUAUAUAUAAUGGAAACCUUUUCUUGAUUGAACUACACUAUGAUAUCUACAUGAUUAGACAGUAAGGAAAAAGAACUAUAGUAGGCCUAGAAAAUAUGUUGUUGAUUAUCUUAUCACUCAUGCAGACCGUACACAUUUCCAACACACACACAUACUUAUAGGAGGCAUAUUAUCUCGUGUUUAUUAUCUAGUUCCUAUACUUUUCUUAACUCUUCAGAAUUUCCACUUACAGGGUAGUUCGUUUAUUUCACCACACUGCUCGUUAGCACUUCUUACAGAAGGUGGUCAAAAGAAAUAAAAGGAGGUUUUAACUGUUUUCAGUUUAGUUCCUGAAAGCUCUGGGGAAAAUGGGGGAAACACAGAGAUUAUGAGACAAACUAGAGCCGUUGAUUCUUGAAUCCCCAGAUAAUAAAAUUGGCCUAUAUUUUCAUGUUAGGCAUCGUGUCUAAAUUAGUGUACUGUCUUGCUUUAUUUUAAGGUUUAGUGCAAAAACUUUACAGUGCUGUAUUUGCAAUUUUUGUAAAUUAAAAUCAUUUGGGAAAAAUUUUUAAAAUGUGUUGGGAUCAUCUAUGGCUAGGCAUUUGUUGAUUACCUUUCAUCAUCAGUCUUUGUUUUCUCAGUGUUUUAGAUUUGUGAACUUGUAUACCAUAGGGAACAAUAUACCUUUUGAAGUUUUGUGGAGGAAGUCCAUUUGGGGAGCAUAGCACUCCCCAGGAUAAAAGAAGCAACAAAAGUAUCUUUGUAUUAUGAAAUUAGACCCUGACAGAAAACUUUGUUGCCAUAUAAGGUAAAUACAUGUAGAAUAUAAUUUUACAGAAUAUUAAGACGAUUGGUUGCUAAAUUUCAUCCCAGUCUUUUUGAAUAAAGGACAUUUCAAAUUCUUGAAUGAACAUUUGUUUAUACAUACUACUCAUGCAUUCUUUAACAACCUGAGGAAAUAGUCUAUGAGGCUACUCAUGUUCUUUCUUGUUAAUAAGGGUGAUAGGGAAGAAAAGUGGGUCAGAAACCCAGAUCUGAAUAUCUGUACCAUAAAUGCUCAAGAAUUCACUUUUUUUGAUAAUAUAUUAUGAAUACAGACGACUGAAUUUUGUAUAUUAAUAACUUAGUUCUAAGAACAAAAUAAUUUGCAAAUAGUGAGAAUAGACUGCUAUUUCAUUAAUAGUAUCAUACAGGGGUGGGCAAAAGUAGGUUUACAGUUCAUAUGGAUAACAGUACAAGAUUAACUCGGUUUCACGUGCUCACACCUGUAAACCUUUUGCCUACCCCUGUAUAACGGUACAGCUGAAUGAGUAACAUACGUUUUUCAAAUGUUAGAUGAUACUCUAAGCUACACUCGAUUACAUUGUCAAUGACCGAAAAUUUUUAAAUUAAGUACAGUACUUACUAAAAGUGUUCAGCAUGUUUUGCUUCCAAAAAUGGCUGUUUCAAAAUACCAAGUAACCAGUUAAUUUCUGAUGACUUUGUAUAGUACUUAACUUAUAUGAGUCAGAAUUAUUCUGUACUGAUUCUGUACAUUGUAACUUCGAACACUUUAUGAGAAAAACUGUUGAUGUAUUUUGAUUAGUUAAGUGUAAAUUUGUUUGCAUAUUUGAAUCCUAAUCUUAGUUUAGGAAGUCUAAAAGUAGCCUUUUUUGUAAAGUUCAUAUGCUAUUUUUUUAAUGUUAUCUUGGUUUUUAGUAUUUGUAUAGUAGUAACAUUGAUUUAUAGACAAAGCAUAGAAAUAUUAACUGGUCAAAAGCCUGAAUGAUAGGCAUAUUUUGUAUUUCAUGUUUCACUUGUUUUGUUUCAUAUUGGACUUUUUACAUCCCUUUUUUAGGGAAAAAGAGGACACCUUUGAAUUUUUUUUAGCAUAAACCUCUACAUUGGAAAAUAUAACUGUAUUCAUAUGGUUAGCAAAAUACACUUUGCCACCAAAGCAAAUGAAAAUGUAAAAUACCUCCAGAUAUUUGUGCCAAUGAACUUUUCUUAGCAUAUUGGGAUUAAAAUAAAAAUAAUCUUUUCUGUAUUUUUCAUUUAGGACUUAUAUUAAAUAUGUAAAUCCUCAACACUUAUAUUCCAUAUGCAAAUUUGUUUUUGAAAAUAUAUAUAGUUGCAUUCUAUUUCAUCUGAUUUCUGGAAUAAUGUUCUCUGAUAUUGGGGGGUAAAAAUUAGUUUACCCAAUAAUGAUCUUUCAGUAAUUAAUUGAAGUAAUCAAUUGAAGUAGUCUCUCUUUACAUUCAUUCUGUGAUGUAAAACUUUAAAUUUUGUUGCACAGAUCAUUUUUAGUACAGGUGUCUCUCAUUUAUGUAAUGAAAGUUUACAGAGUUUGUUUUCUUUGUAUUUCCACUCACUCCCUUUGUUACAGUCACAUGUUUCACAGGAGAAAAGUACCCACUAGACCCUAGCAUAGUACAAUGAAAUAUUUUAUAAUGCAUAUCUUAAAGGAAAAUAUUAAAAACCAAGCUGUUAAUGCUAAAGUGUUAACAUUGGUACGGUGUUGUACUCUUGUGAGAAAAGUAGAAAUGUGAUAGACUCAAAAGCUGUUACAUUUAUCUAGUUAAAAUUCUUUAAUUUUUCCCCUAUACAAAUUCUCAAAGAGAAUUUUUGUCCCUCAUAUUACAGUAUUUUCCUUAAUUUAAUGUCACUUACUGUUUCUCUGCCUCAUAAUGUUGCUGCAGUUUGCAUAAGAAGCCUUGGUAGUAAAGAGGCAGCUGAGAAUUAUCUAAUAAUCUGAUGGGGACUGUGGGUAGUAGUAAAAAGAUGACGUACAAGACCUAAAAAUUAAGCAAACAUUGCUUUUUGGAAUGAGUUUGUCCUUUGUAUUGAAUAGUUUUAUCCUAAGUAGGAGAUGCCUAUAUUUAACACGACCAUGCUUUCUACAUCAUCAAAUGUGUAUUUGUCAGAAUGUUGAUAGAAGUAACCUUUUCCUCCACUGGGGAAGGGGGAAACUCCAAUUUUUAGUGUAUAUAAAUUAGGAAGUAGUAUUGUUUGUUUACAUUUUUCAAAAUACAAAAAUGACUUAAAUGUAUUAUUUUAAAGUGGUUGUAUUAUGGUUUCUUAAAUUUAG